CUAUAAAAUCUCUUCGUUGCUAAGGCCCGUGUUCAAAUAUGGACGUCCGAUUCUGUAAAUUUAUCUCCUAAACUUUCACGGAACACUCGCUGCGUUUUGGGCCGUUAUCAGAGUAUUUUCUGGUAGUUUAGCCAACCAAGCCAUGGCUGAAUCAGUCAAAGUAGCCGUACGCGUUCGUCCCUUUAAUCAAAGGGAGAAGGACCGCAAUUCAAAAUGCUGCAUCGAUAUGCCGAACAAAACUAUGACUCGUAUCAUCGACCCCGAGAACCCCGACCAAACGCCGAAAGAAUUUUCAUUUGAUUUUUCGUACUGGUCGCACGAUGGUUACGAAGUCAAUGCAGAAGGCCUCUGCGUUCCAACGAGUCCAAAAUAUGCAGAUCAAAGAAACGUAUUUGAUGAUCUUGGACAAGGUGUUCUUAAUAACGCUUUUAAAGGAUUUAAUUGUUCAUUAUUUGCAUAUGGACAAACUGGUGCCGGGAAGUCCUACUCCAUGGUUGGUUAUGGGCCAAACAAGGGCAUUGUUCCAAUUACUUGUGAUGAAUUGUUCAAAAGUAUUGCUGAAAACAAAGAUAAAGGCGAUAUCCGUUACGAGGUGACUUUCAGUAUGCUUGAAAUCUACAACGAGCAAGUUCGAGAUUUGUUAACGAAAGAUAAUCCUAAAGGAGGUUUACAAGUUCGACAAAACCCAAAAUUGGGUUCAUUCUUCGUGCAAGGUUUGAAAAAGGUCGCCGUUGGUAGCUACAAAGAGAUUGAAAAGCGAACGGAAGAAGGUACUUCAAAUCGUACCGUCGCUGCGACUCAGAUGAACGCAACGAGCUCACGUGCUCAUACCGUCGUCACGGUAACCUUUGACCAGAUCAGCAAAAAUGAUUCCGGACAGGAGACGAAGAAAAGCAGUACAAUUAACCUGGUUGAUUUGGCAGGAAGUGAACGUGCCGAUAGCACCGGGGCCACUGGGGAUCGUCUCAAGGAAGGCGCGAACAUCAACAAAAGUUUAUCAGCUCUUGGGAACGUUAUCUCCGCACUUGCUGAUCUCUCAAUGGGAAAGAAGAAAGUCAUGGUUCCCUAUCGUGAUUCUGUGCUUACAAAGUUGCUACAGAAUGCACUGGGUGGCAACAGUAAGACGAUUAUGAUCGCUGCUCUUUCGCCUGCUGAUAUCAACUACGAUGAAACACUCGGAACUUUGAGAUAUGCAGAUCGUGCGAAAAAGAUCAAAAACAAAGCCGUGGUGAAUGAGAACCCAAUGGACAAAUUGAUUCGAGAGCUCAGAGAAGAAAAUGAUAAAUUGAAGAAAUUUUUGGAAGGUGGAGGCGUUGUGCAAGAUGUUGGGGGUGGUGGUCUGAGUGCUGAAGAAAAAGAGAAGAUGAGGAAGGAAAUGGAAGCCGAGAUUCGAGCACAGUUGGCUCUGAAUCAGGAAGCGAUGCAGAGUUGGGAUGAAAAGUUGGAGAAUUCUCGAAGCGAAGAGGUCGGAGACUCGUCGCAGGCGAAAGUUGCGGAUGUUCCACAUCUUGUUAACUUGAACGAAGAUCCGAUGUUGUCUGGAGUGGUCAGACAUUUCCUUGAAGGAGAGGAAAUCACAAUUGGUAGAAAGGAUGCUGAGACUGCUCCAACAAUAACCCUUAGUGGUUUAAGCAUUCAAAAGCAGCAUGCAGUUAUCACGGUGAAGAAUGGCGAGAUUACAAUCAAACCAGCGGUACAAGGCGCCAAGACCAAAGUUAACGGAGUUCCUUUGCCUGGAGAACGCGUUUUAAAGCAUCUCGACAGGGUUUUAUUUGGUUCUAAUCAUCUCUACUAUCUGGUUAAUCCGAAGAACUCAGAGAAGAGCGAAGGUUCGCCGAAUGAAGUGGACUGGAGCUACGCGCAGAAAGAAAUGGCGGAAGCAACUGGUUUCCAAACUGGAUUUGGAAGCGGACUAUCGAAAGAGCAACAGCUAGCCCAAGAGCAAGUCUUGGAAUUAUUGCCGCUGGUUGGUGAAGCAAACGCGAUUAGUGAGGAACUGGACAAACACAAAAACUUUGAGCUCGUGCUAAUAUCUGGAGCUGCCCAGGGGAAUCUAAGUGGAAGUACGAAGGUGAUGGUAAAAAUGACCGAUCUUUUGAAUGGAAAUUCAUGGUUGUGGGACCGGGGGAAGUUUAUGAACCGUCGUUAUCUCAUGCAGGAAUUAUAUCAACGAUUCUUGGACGGUGAUACGACCGUGAAAGAGAUCUCUCACGAAGUGGAUCCAUUCUGGGAACCUCCUGAGGAUCUGCUUGUUGGAACUGCCAACGUUUUCUUACAAAGUCUGGCAUACGCUUUAGAUUUCGAUGAUAAACUCAGUGUUACCGAUUACAAGGGCUCUGAGCAAGCGUCUCUUUACGUGAACGUCACACCUUGCACUCAAAGUGGCAAAUCUUUGGAUGAAGACUAUUUCGUUGAUGAUACGAAGGAACUAGUUGGCAAACCGUAUCAUUACAAGGUAACAAUUCGUACAGCGGAAGUGCACAACUCGCGUUUCUCAAGAGGACUUUACGUUCAAUACAAAACCUACGAUCAGGCAGACGAAUACACGAAAUCUCCUGUGAUAAAAGACUGCUUAUCUCCCGAGUUCAAUCAUUCAACGAUAUUCUCGUUUCCCGCCAUAAGAGACGAACAUCUCGAGUGGUUUGAUAAUGGCUGCAUCACGCUCAUGUUGUAUGCGAUACAAGAAGAGUCCUCUGCUGACGCAAGGCUAUCAAAAAUGACAACAAAGGAAUUACGACAAAUGGACCAAUAUAAACGAACAGACGGUAAUCCGUCCCUAAGAAGAAGCGUCUCGACUAAGGUCGAAGGAAGCAAUGAAAUUGCUCAGCUUAAAUCUGAAAUAAUUUUACUCAAACGACAGAACGAACGGCUGCUGAAGAAAGAGAAGCGACUACAGGCACUUUGUGAAGAAUGGGCGAAGAAACCCGCAACCGAGCAGGAUUUUGGCGCCUUUCAUCGUCAGGUUUCUGCAGCGGCAUAUCACCAGAGCGGACGACUGAAAUACCGAGUUCAUAUGUUGCAGGCGUUACUAAAAGCCCAGCCGACCAUCGAAGCCAAUGGCCAGGCUAAACUCGACGGACCAAAGAAAACUGCCGCGGGCAGUCGCGCGUGUGCUGUCAUGUAAUCCCGCGAGGAACACGCGUGGAAAGUACAUAAUCUCGCAAGGCAUUUACUGACCAAAAUGACUCCUGCAAACAGGCACGGCAAAUUAUUUUUUGCGAUGUAGCAUAACCAUGUAUUAAUAUAUAUACUAUUUAUACCAGCACAUUUAUAGGUCCAUGAAGUGUAACCCAACACUCCAGCACUAAUUCAUAGAUUGAAUUCGAUAAUUUCAUAAUAUGCUGAACAAAUUAACCCUGCAUAUCUCUGGAACCCACUAAAUAUUAUUAAGAGGCAGCUCAGUUAUAUAUAUAAAU
Messenger RNA from Dendronephthya gigantea, 3416 nucleotides. RefSeq names its product kinesin-like protein KIF28P. The record is from RefSeq and is a predicted model, not a curated record. Gene Ontology annotation, molecular function: ATP binding; ATP hydrolysis activity; microtubule binding. The transcript is spliced from 27 exons. Lineage: Eukaryota; Metazoa; Cnidaria; Anthozoa; Malacalcyonacea; Nephtheidae. Gene Ontology annotation, cellular component: microtubule; kinesin complex. The coding region runs from base 143 to 3124 and encodes 993 amino acids. Gene Ontology annotation, biological process: cytoskeleton-dependent intracellular transport; microtubule-based movement.